GGAGAGACGCCAAUCGAGGGCCGCGGGGCCUCCAGCGCCGGCCGGGGGCACAGGCUGCGGGAGCGCCGAGGAGGCCUGAAGUCCCCCGGGUCCGCGCGAGACGGUGGCGCCUCUGCUCCGCGGGCGCGUGGCCUGGACGAUCUACCCGCCCCCUGCGCCCGGGCGCACGCCGGCCCUGCGCCCAGCGACUCGGACCAUGUCGGUGGUCGACCAGGCCUUUGUCACGCUGGCCACCAAUGACAUCUACUGUCAGGGCGCCCUGGUGCUGGGGCAGUCCCUGCGGAACCACAGGCUGACCAGGAGGCUGGUGGUGCUGAUCAUGCCUCAGGUGUCCGGCCCGCUCAGGGUCAUCCUGUCGAAGGUGUUCCACGAGGUCAUUGAAGUGAAUCUGAUCGACAGUGAGGACUACGUCCACCUGGCCUUUCUGAAAAGACCCGAGCUUGGGGUCACCCUCACCAAGCUGCACUGCUGGAGGCUCACGCACUACAGCAAGUGUGUCUUUCUGGAGGCAGAUACCCUGGUCCUGUCCAACAUCGAUGAGCUGUUUGACCGGGGAGAGUUUUCCGCAGCCUCUGACCCCGGGUGGCCCGAUUGCUUCAACAGCGGGGUGUUUGUCUUCCAACCGUCUCUGGAAACGCAUCAGCGCCUGCUGCAACAUGCCACCAAACACGGCAGCUUCGACGGGGCAGACCAAGGCCUGCUGAAUAGUUUCUUCAGUAACUGGUCCACGGCGGACAUCGGCAAGCACUUGCCGUUCAUCUACAACUUGAGUAGCAACACCGCGUACACCUACAGCCCCGCCUUCAAACAGUUCGGGUCUAGUGCAAAGAUCGUCCACUUUCUGGGGUCCGCGAAGCCCUGGAACUACAAGUACAACCCACAGACAGGCUCAGUGUCGGAGCAGAGCUUGGGCUUGGGCAGCCAGCACCAGGUGUCCUUCCUCAACCUCUGGUGGGGGACCUACCAGAGCAGCGUGUUGCCCCUUUACGAAAGUGUCCACACCGUGGAAACACACGUGUCCCCUGGACACGCAGCUGGCACCGGCGGUGUUGGGGAGCCGUGUGCAACUUCAGCACCCAGUGCCGGGGUGCCGGGCGCAGAUUCAGCCCCGGGAGCUGACCAGCUGUGUCCUGCUCUGGGCCCUCCGGAACCAACCGUGAAAGUGGAUGAGCCCCCGCCUGUCCCUGAAGGAAGCUGUUCGGAAGAUAUGAUAGGUUGCCCUGAAAUUGAGACCUCUCCCGGGAUAACGCGUGACCCACUGUCACCGCCCUCCCCUCAAUUUGCAGACCUCACAGAGACUCAAACUGCCUCGCAGCCCACGAAUAAGGCUGAAAGGGGCCCAUACGAGAAGACCUUGGAAGCAAGCCAGGAGCCCCCUGCUGAGUUCACCAGGGACCCCAGUCCCCAGGACACUUUGGAGGUGGCCCUGGCCGUCUCGGUUUCCGAGAUUUCCAUCGAGGAGAAGGUGAAGGCGCUGAGUCCCGAGGAGGAGAGGAGGAAGUGGGAAGAAGGCCACAUCGACUACAUGGGCAAGGACGCCUUCGCCCGCAUCCAGGAGAAGCUGGACCGCUUCCUGCAGUGAAGCCCGUGCACCUGCCGUGCGUGGGGCGUGGAGGGACCGCGCUCGGUGGCUGCGCGGUCCCGUUCCCUGGACGUCCCCUGUAAUCCCUUCAAAGGGAAACGCUGUGAAUCCACGUGCCUCUGUUUGUGGUUACCCAACUCGAGUGCCUCGCACGAAAUCCUCGCUUGCCGCCUUCCCGCCGGGGUGAGCGAGCCAUGCCUUCCGGGCUUUCCGGAGAGGCCGGCGCUUGUUUGAGCCUUGUCGGCCGGAGAGAGCGGGAAUAAAGCUUUAGUGGACCCUUGGCGGUGGUCCCUGCUCUUGCUCGAAGGUCUGUGUAGAAGCCGGUGGAGCUGUCUUGUGCAGGCGCUACCAGGUGUCUCCCAGGUAGCAUCCAACCUCACCGCAGAUUUCCUUCUGUCCCUAAGCUAAUGACACUAGUGUACGUAUUUCAAGAAUGAAAGGCUUGUUUUCUUCAGGGCUAGACGAUUAGAUGUCUUGAGUUUGCCAUUUAGAUUUCGCAAAGGAUGUCUCAGAAACACCAUAGCUGUUGUCUCGCUGCUUUAAAUCCUGACCUCCCAGUGCUGUUGUCAGAAAUCCUAGUGGGGACACGCCAGGGACGUUUGGGAGAAAGAUUUCAGGUGGCUUUGCGGGGGGGAUGUCAUCUCUUCUAGAUUCAUUUACUUCCUGGUUUAGAAGAAUGAAGGGUUCGCCUGGAAUGAUUUAUAGCAACAGCUUUCUUGCAAUAGCGGCACCUAGAGCUACUCUGUGCUCGAGGACAAAGUGAGUUUGCAGUCAGUCACUCUUGAUGGUUCUCGGGUUGGCGUCUGACCCGCUACCUCAGUUCUCAAUAACUUAUUGAAUCACUGUGCUCUUCAAAGCCAUGUCAGCUCACAUCUUUCGGGAGAAUUCUCAGUUUUAUGAGGCAGGACGCUUUAUUCCACGAGAAACCCGCCUCUUCGGAAAUAUCUGCAUUUAAUGCAUGAACAAAAUACGCCGUGUGUCUCCCUGGGGUGGUGGUUAGUGGCCGCCACAGUUAUUGUUAAAAACGAGCAUCGUCAUAAAGACAGGAAAAAGGGCGGUUUGGGGAACAUUGGAGAGGUUUAUUUAUCACGCACGUACUGGGAAAAGCAAAGCGUGAAUUAGAGACCGAAUUGGAAGGCGCUAGGAGGGGUCAGUCCUAGAGUGUUUUAGUGUGGUGGCUAAGGGUGUUUAGUUUUAUGUCAUCUGAAACAGGUUAGCUUUUGGGGUAGAGACAUCCGUGGGCAUUUAUGGCAUUAUUUGUGGCGUUUGCUUGUGCAAGGUGUGGGUUACGGAGACAUUGUUUCUCUUUCUAUCUGGGUGGUUAGAAGCUGCAGCCUUGCUUGGCAGUGUGAGUGUGGGGUUUCAGGGGCUAGUUUAUAAUAAAAUAGCCAUACGGAUAUAACCUCAGGUGAGUCGGGCAUCAAGCAUCAGCGUGACACCGUACGAUGUUCAGGGGGAAAAAGGUCCGGUGCGCUGUGCUAUGCUGUUGAGCUAAAGGGGGAGGCAGAAGCGUGCGUCUAAUGGACUGGAGGGAGUGGAUUCUGGAAAAUGUGUAUUUGGAGCCAUCGCUGCUUCUCUGCGGACGAGAACUCGUGUUGGUGGGCAACGGUUCGCUGGCUCCGGGUGUGAGUUCAAUAUGCAAUUCUGCUAUGCAUUCUGGGGUGUCGUCGUCACACAUGGAUGAACGCUAAUGCAUUUAAAUUAAAAUUUUUAAAUUAUGGUGUGAGCUCCUUUUGCUGUGUGUGCGUGCAUGCGUGUCUCGGGAAACCGGAAUCAUAUUCGACUUACGUGGAACAGAGGGGAGGGAACGUGGCUGCCUUUUCCAGCAAUAAAUGUAUUUACUUUUAAUUUAAAAAAUGUUUAAUUGACACUUAAUCAUUGU
Messenger RNA from Lemur catta (Ring-tailed lemur), 3464 nucleotides. It is a transcript of the gene GYG2, whose product is annotated as glycogenin 2. Gene Ontology annotation, molecular function: glycosyltransferase activity. The transcript has 11 exons. The record is from RefSeq and is a predicted model, not a curated record. NCBI's taxonomy places the organism in Eukaryota, Metazoa, Chordata, Mammalia, Primates, Lemuridae. Bases 197 to 1582 code for a protein of 461 amino acids. Gene Ontology annotation, cellular component: cytoplasm.